Messenger RNA from Columba livia (rock pigeon), 7723 nucleotides. RefSeq names its product nuclear receptor subfamily 4 group A member 3 (gene NR4A3). The record is from RefSeq and is a predicted model, not a curated record. Gene Ontology annotation, cellular component: transcription regulator complex; nucleus. Gene Ontology annotation, molecular function: zinc ion binding; nuclear glucocorticoid receptor binding; RNA polymerase II cis-regulatory region sequence-specific DNA binding. NCBI's taxonomy places the organism in Eukaryota, Metazoa, Chordata, Aves, Columbiformes, Columbidae. Gene Ontology annotation, biological process: cellular response to corticotropin-releasing hormone stimulus; regulation of transcription by RNA polymerase II. The coding region runs from base 3179 to 5008 and encodes 609 amino acids. The transcript has 7 exons.
GGCGUCACUAUUGACGUUUCGCAUUCCAGCCGCUCUAUGGAGAGGCCGCUAGGGCUCCUCUCACAUAAAUGACGUUCAGAGAGAGGGAGCGGGAGAGCAGCGCAGAGAGGCGCCUCCGUCCCCUCUCUUCGCGCAGGCACACGCGCACCCCGGGGCACUUGCACUCGCACCGGGAACGCGGGCACAGGUCCCGGCCCAGCUCCCGCCGCACACACACAAAGGCAAGUCGCGGCGGCGGCAGCGGCUCGGCAUCCCUCGCCCGCCCGCCCGCUCCUUCCCUCCCGCCGCCCGGGGACGGGCUCCUGGCUUCUCAGGCUUUUGCAAUCCUUUUCCAUGCCUCGGGAUAACGCACCCUCCGGACCUGCAGCCGCCGGGAGUCUCCGGGGUUUUGUGUCUCGGGUCCUGCCGCUGGACAGCGCCUACAUGCGCCUUUAAGGAAGCGGGCACCUACAAACUAGAUGUAAAGACGGAACCUCCACAGCAACCGAGUACGUAUACGAAUGAGCGGGAGCGGCUGAGGGAGAGGGACAACGCGACGUGUCCCCACUCUGGGAAAGUUGUGCCGCCGGGGUAGAUGCUCGGGAGAUGCCGGCGGCGGGCAGCACGGCUCAGCCUGCGCGCUGCCGUGCCGGGCUCUCGCUGAAACUUUUCCCUCUCCUUUCCCCCUUCGUGGAUGCUCGUUUGCCACUCGGCUCCAGAGCCUCCCUGCCGGCUCAGCAACCCCCGCCGUGCCCGGGGCACCGCCGCCCCUCGCAAACGGGAGGGCUGUGGCUGAGAGGAGCGGCAGCCGGAGCCGGUGGUACUAAGGUAUUUCUGCUAGUUGUUGUCAUGGAAAUGAUGCUGCCGGCGGCGGCGGCGGGGAGUUUACAGCGCCGGUGAUGAAUGGCAGUAAUUUGUCUCCUUCCUUUAACUGCGCUUGGGAAAUAGGUGGUUUUGUUUGCACAAGUUCGAGCUGUCUAAUAGGGACGGAGGGGCAGGUUGAUCUAAUCUCACUUUGGGAGAGAAUAGCCCUCUCGGCAGCCCGAAAGAGCUCGGCCCAAGAGGUAAUUGCCGGAAUGUGACAUAUUGUAUGGAAAUGAGACGGGAUCUUUGCUCGGCACGUCUGCCCGGCAUCUGCUCCUCGGAAAUGUGCACUUUUCCCCUCGGAGGUCAGAAACCGUAAUGAGGUGCUGCGGUGCCCCGGCACGGGUGGUGCGGUGCGGGCAGGCUGGGCUGGGCUGGGCUGCGCCGCCGCUGCCCCGCUCCCUGCCCCUGCGGUGCCUCUUCGCUUUUGCCUUCUUACCUUAAUAGCUGCGAAAGAAGUUUCGGUCUUGGAAACAGGCGAGAAAACGCGGACGCUGGCUUGUGAUAUUGUGUCGGGGGGCGGAUAUCGGGACGGCAUUAUCGCGAUACACUGUCCCGGGGGGGAGAUGCGGCUCACCUUCGCGCGGCUAGUUAAUAGCGCUGUUAUUUAACUUGCAAUUUUUUGAGACAGUGGAUUCCAUGCGAGAACAUUUAACAGGGAAAACGCUGUUUUAGGUAGGGGGAUCGGUGUGUUGGGAUAGUAUUUUUUUCUUCAGGGAAAAAAAAAAAAAGAAAGUUUGGGAAUGAAUCGCUAACUUUUAUCCAAGCCGCUACACUCGAUUACAUUCUUCGCCCUAUUUUUCUGUCCUCCGUGGAGACCGUUGUAUGCUGGAGUCAAGCCCCGGUAAAAAACAAUGGACUAAACCAGACCAGACGGUUUCUUCGGAGGUGAAUCUCACACGAGUUCGUGGAUAUUUGCUGGAGUGACCGUGCGGCUCGGGGCGAUCCCCCUUCUCCAACAAAAAAAAAAAAAUCACGACCUAACCGGCGGUGGAAAUAGAGCUCAAAACUUUUUCAUUCAAUGGAGCUUCCCCCUCCGCGGUCCCUCUCGGGUAAAUGAAGGUUUCGAAACUCGCCUGAAGAAGUCACAAUCACAAUGGAGUAUUUCACGGUUUCCUCCUCGUAUUACAGGGUGGGGAGGGGUGUCACUCGGGGCUGAAUGUAAAGUGCACGGAGGAAGAAAAGAGCUUUGACAAGGGUAGUUAUUUCCUUCUAAUUUACAGCCCUUAAGGCUCUGCGCUCCUGGCUCGGGCGGCUGCAGUCCGGAGGGGUGUUGCAUGGUUAAAAGCGCAGCGAGUGUCUCUAGGUAACCGGCGGCUCGCGGGGUGGGGGGAAAGGAGCCCCAGGGCGCUCCGCGCCGAGCGGGAAGCCGCUUCGCAAGAGCUUGGCCCGACAGCGGGGAGGGAACAAAACCCUGGGGAAAGAAAGGGAUGAGCUACCAGUCACUUAACAUCCCGAGAGCUGAGGGGAGACACCAAGGACUAGGAGCGCCUGGAAAAAAACAAUAACAAGGAGCGGGUGAAAGAGCCGCCGGGGAGCGGCUCCCGUGGGCAGGGGACGGCGCUGCCGCGCAUCCCCCGCGCUGCCGCGGAGCCCCCGGCCGUGCUGGCAGCGCCGGGCUGCCCCAGGACAAGGGGACGCGGCGAGGCCGCGGUCCCUUCCCUGCGCGCACGCUGGUGGCCCCGAGGCGUCCCGCGGGGCAGAGCCGAGCGAGGAGCGGGAACUGGAGAUGCCGCAGGGUAGCCAGGCUGGAAGGAUACCACUCAAGUCUGGCCAGUACCUUGCACAGAAACUUCCAGCCUGCUGCUGCCCGCCUUCCCCUCAAAAAAAGAAAGUUCCCGCGGGGAAGUGAACGCACGGGGAUGCUGCCCCGCUUGUUGUAGUCUGAGAAUCUGCUAUUGCCUUCCCCAGUUUCCUUGCUUGGAGAACGGCUGGCUCCGUUGUCCCAGCCCGGUGCUUUCUUGCCUUUUGUGUGAUGGGGGAGCGGUAGCUGGUAGAAACGCGCUCCCAGUCCGGCUCCCCCUCCCCACCCGUGGGGCGAGGCGGUGGCUUGCCUUGCGAGUGUGGGGGAGACGAGACGGUCGGCCUGGGGAGGGGGGAGGCGUGGGGUACACCCCCUGCCCCACCGGGCCCAGCCGCCCCCUGACUCUGCCUUCUCCCCCGCCGGCGGCGGACAGAGCCCGGGUCGGAAGAGCGCCCCCCGCCGAGGCCAGGCUCCAGACCCGCCUCCGCAGAGAGGUCCCAGCCGGCACCCAGCCCCCCGCCGCCGCCGCCCGCCGCCGCCUCCGUCCGCACCUCCAGCCCCACCAUUCAGCGCGCAAGAUACCCGCCAGAUAUGCCCUGUGUGCAAGCGCAGUAUAGCCCUUCGCCGCCCGGUUCAAAUUAUGCAGCUCAGACCUACGCGUAUGGCUCGGAGUACAGCUCAGAGAUCAUGAACCCUGACUACUCCAAGCUGACCAUGGACCUGAGCAGUACCGAAAUCACUGCCACUGCCACCACCUCCCUUCCCAGCUUCAGCACCUUUAUGGAGGGUUACUCUAGCAGCUAUGAUCUCAAGCCUUCCUGCCUCUACCAAAUGCAAUCUGCCUCCUCCAGCCAGAGGCCCCUCAUAAAGAUGGAAGACACACGGCUCUCCCCGUACCAGCCCUCACUGCCACCCUCCACAGACGAGGGGAUGCCCAGCACCUCCAUGUACUUCAAGCAAUCUCCACCCUCCACGCCCACCACACCUGGCUUCCCCUCUCACCAGAGCCUGUGGGACGAGCCCCCGUUGCAGCCCACACAGAGCUGCCUGCCGCCCGGCCACCUGAUGGACACUGCCCCCAUGAAGACCGUGCCUCCCCGCUUCCCCCUCUUCCACUUCAAGCCCUCGCCCCCCCACACGCCGCCCGCGGCUGCCCACAUGUGCUACGACCCUGCCUCCCUGAGCCUGCCCCUGGGCUCCGACAGGCCGGCCACCAGCCAGCCGCACAUGGAGAGCCAUCCCUAUGGGCUGCACCUGGCCAAAAGACCAGCCACCUUAGCCUUCUCACCGCUCGGCCUCAACGCAGCCGCCUCCAGCCUGAUGGGGGAGAGCAGCGGCGGCAGCAGCAGUGGCCUCCCGUCCCCACCCAGCCGGAGCUCCUCGUCUGGGGAAGGCACCUGCGCCGUCUGCGGGGACAAUGCCGCCUGCCAGCACUACGGGGUACGGACGUGCGAGGGCUGCAAGGGCUUUUUCAAGAGAACAGUUCAGAAAAAUGCAAAAUAUGUUUGUCUGGCAAAUAAAAACUGUCCAGUGGACAAGAGACGUCGUAACAGAUGCCAAUACUGCCGGUUCCAGAAGUGUCUCAGUGUCGGCAUGGUUAAAGAAGUUGUCCGUACUGACAGCCUGAAAGGGAGAAGAGGUCGUCUGCCUUCCAAACCAAAGAGCCCCUUACAGCAAGAACCCUCUCAGCCCUCCCCGCCUUCUCCUCCCAUCAACAUGAUGAACGCCCUUGUACGAGCUUUAACCGACUCCACGCCCAGGGAGCUUGACUAUUCAAGAUACUGUUCCACCGAUCAGGCUGCUGCAGGCACAGAUGCAGAACAUGUACAACAGUUCUAUAAUCUUCUGACUGCCUCCAUUGACAUAACCAGAGGCUGGGCAGAAAAAAUCCCAGGAUUUAUUGACCUCCCAAAAGAAGAUCAGACAUUACUCAUAGAGUCAGCUUUUUUGGAGCUGUUUGUACUAAGACUCUCCAUCAGGUCUGAUACUGCUGAGGAUAAGUUUGUAUUCUGCAAUGGACUUGUGCUUCAUAGACUUCAGUGCCUUCGAGGAUUUGGGGAGUGGCUCGACUCUAUUAAAGACUUUUCCUUAAACUUAAAGAGCCUUAACCUUGAUAUCUCAGCCUUAGCAAGUUUAUCAGCUCUAACUAUGAUUACAGAACGACAUGGAUUAAAAGAACCAAAGAAAGUGGAAGAGCUAUGCAACAAGAUCACAAGCAGUUUGAAAGAUCACUUAACUUUCAGUUGCCAAAACAAAGGACAACCGCUUGAGUCUGCAGAGCCGAAGGUACUGGGUGUUCUGGCUGACUUGCGUUCUCUCUGCACACUGGGACUGCAGCGCAUCUUUUACCUGAAACUGGAAGACUUGGUGCCAGCCCCUUCCAUUAUCGACAGGCUGUUUCUGGACACCUUACCCUUCUGAGUCAAAGCACCCUCGUGAGAGGCAAAUGCCCACCAGAGCAGGCAAAUGGAUCGUGACUUACAGCUAACAUUUCUGCCCUCACUUGACAGAAAAGUAGCUCCGAGUCUAAAAUGAGGUCUUUUCUGGCGCUUUGUCCUUACAACCUGAAGCCUGAAACUUACUGGCUUACCGGUUUGGGGUUGUGUUCUUUGUUUUCUUUCGUGUGAUUUGGGAUUUUUAAACGGCUAAUGUGGCACUUUUGGACAGUGCUAUCCCAGCAGCAGUAAAUGGUUAACACGACUGUUUUAAAUCUGUUGUUUAACACCUCAUGCUACAUGAGGAAUAAAAUUGUAGAAGCUGUGCUUGAAAACAAGAACAGCGAAUAGUUGUCUGCCAGGGUAGUAUGUGUUUUGUGAGGAUACCUUUAGCAUACUUCCUGCAUCAAGGGCACAUACAUCAGCACAAUCUAAACAAAAAUUCACUUUUUUAGCAAAGUACAUUCAAUUGAACAUUUCAUACCAAUCAAAUAUAGCAAAAUGACAAUGGCUGUUAGCUCCCACGUUCAAGUGCAAUUUUUUAAAGUGCUGUCUUACUAAGUCUCGUUUAUUAACUAAUUUAUUUUACUAGGAAAACAAACGGAAGAAAUCAAGUGAGAAAAUUACGUGCACUAACUUACCCGACAGAGUUUUCCAAACUUGAUUCCAUGUAGCGUGACUUAUUGACAAAUGUAUGUGGAAGACACGGGAGCAACUGUGGCUCAGUUGUUCCUCAGCUAAGGAAACCCAAGGAAGUAGUGAGUGGAGCAUACAGGGUCAGCAUCAGGGAUAGUUCAGCUUUAGACUUUUAACAUAAGCGACUAGUUAGUAAACAGGCGGAAGGCGGUUUUCAAGAACAAGCAAGUCUUGUAAAAUAGUAUGAAUGUAAGUGCUAGGAAGGAUAUAGUGGGCUGCGUUUAAACAUUCCGUGUUCGUACUCCUUUUUGUAUGUUUAUACUGUUGAUGCCAUAUUAAUAUGAAAUAAUUUGUUGCAUAGUGUCUUUAUUUGUAUAAAUGUUUGUAUGCAUGGUAUAUUGUAAUGGCUUUGCCUGUAUUUAUUGCAAUGACUGCCAGCUCAUGGGAGCCCUGUUACACAUGAUAACUAAAUGGGGUGUUCACACUGACUCAGACACACCAGUUGGAAAACUAUAUACAUAUAUAUAAUGUGUAUAUAUAUAUGUAUAUACCUUUAUUUGUGUGCGUGUGUGUGCGCGUGUCUUUUUAUUAACCAUUUGUAUAUAAAAUAUCUGUCAAAUCACAAGCAGAGUUAUUUUACAGUUUAUUUGCAGUGACUUCUAAGGCAGUACUGUUUAGCACUUUGAUAUUAAAAUCUUGCUCAUGUUUUGCUAAAUUCAAAUGAUAUUUAAGAAGUUUAGUUCUAAAAAACUUUAUAUGCACUGUAUUAAGUCAAAAUUUUGUUGGUCAUUUUGCUAAGGAAAUUUUUGAAUGUCAACCUGAUGUCACUGUAUCUUUUGUUAGCUUUAAACAUUCUAGCUUUUGUCUUUUUUUAAACUAUGCUGUUUAUAUGGAAAUUAAAUUAUACAAUCAAACAGAUGCCAAAUGAAUUGCCUAAUUGCUGCAAAGGAUAACCCAGAUAUUGAGUCACUGUAUGGUUUUCAAAUAGUAAUCUGGUAUUUUAUCACUUACUAUGUUUGGAUGUGCUUUUAUGAAAAAAUUAUUCUUAUAUCAAGAUUUAUAGUAGUGUCAAUAGGGAAACAGACUUCUAAUCACUAUAGUUAAUAUUUCCGGUUUACCUGCAGAUAAUAUUUGGAAAAGUAUUGCUUUUUGUAUUGACUUUUAAGCUUAUGUGCAAACAUAAUAGCAUAAUUAAAUAUCAGAGAAGCUAAUGUUUCUUGUAGGUUGCUGUAACAGGCCUUACCAGCAAGACAAAUAUAUUUUGACUGAAUUUGCUUUUGUAUAUACUAAAUAUAUAUAUAUAUACACGUAUAUAUAUAUACACUCACACACAUGUGCGCAUACAAAAACAUACAGACAGAAAAUCCAAAAGUAUGUUUACUUUUGUCUCCUUGUGUAAGACACAAGGUCCCUUGAGAAAUGACUUUUAUCUAGGGACAAAUCCUGCCAGGUGCUGAGCACCCACCAGAUGAGGGCCUGCAGGUGCGUCCUGCGAGUGGGCCCUUACAAAGACUUUUCAGGCGAAUCAGCAUAGUACAGUAAAAUUGCUUUUUUGUUGAGCAAGGUUUAUUUAUUAAGUGGGAUGCAAGUGGGAGGUAGCAGGUCCAGAGCCCCGUGUGAGAUUUCAUGUAGCCCGUGUCCUCCAGUCUUCCAUAGAUAGUCUUAACUGUGAUACUCUCCCAAAUCCCGUCAUCUGUGGAAUUGUCCUUCACGUCAACUUCAUGACACGGAUUCAUCCCAGAGUACAACCAGUGACAAAUCACAAUGGUAAAAGAAAGAGUUAACGCAGAAUAAAUCUAGUACUUCUCUUAGAGCUCUCUCAGUGUGAACAUGCCUUUGUCUAGGCAGAAUUCAGGAAUAUAUCAGGUGUUAAGGGAGAGUGCCUUGUUUUUAUUUCAGACAACAGUGUUUCAAGAGUUUCUUCACUCCGCUAACCGCAGUACUUUUUUUCUUUUUCUGUUUUUUUUUUUUUUUUGGUGGUGUUAACCUGUGGGUUGAAAGAAAUGCUCUUGUACAUAUACAAUGUAAAUUAAAAUUAUUAAAUUGAAUAACAUUUUUUUCAGAG